This is a messenger RNA of Bombus pyrosoma, 741 nucleotides long. RefSeq names its product 39S ribosomal protein L35, mitochondrial (gene mRpL35). Gene Ontology annotation, biological process: translation. Lineage: Eukaryota; Metazoa; Arthropoda; Insecta; Hymenoptera; Apidae. The transcript has 4 exons. The coding region runs from base 108 to 674 and encodes 188 amino acids. Gene Ontology annotation, cellular component: ribosome; mitochondrion. Gene Ontology annotation, molecular function: structural constituent of ribosome. The record is from RefSeq and is a predicted model, not a curated record.
UUAAUCCAAUUCGGAACAUCUUUCGGGUGGCCGGUUAGGCAGCCAAAGGAAAAAGGGAACGACGGUACAAAACAGCUGGUUACCGACGGAACUAGAGGAAAAGAAGAAUGUUGCGUAUUCUUAGUACCGCUAUUCGAGAUAUUGUUUUGCGAGACAGUGUUGUCAAUGUAACAAGUUCUCUGAUCCCUAAACAAUGCCCUGUUACACAAUGUAUUCAACAUAGAUUCUUUGGAGCGUUUUCUUCUACAAUAAAUAAAUGCAACGAUGUUGGUAACACUAAACAAAAGCCAAUAUUUGGCAAGAUACAAGUUGACAGCGUUAUACCUCCAAUGCUAGUAACUACAACAACUUCUGCAAGAACAGUUACAAAAUAUUCUAGGAGGAAAGGUAAAAGAAAGUCUGUGAAAGCUGUGCUUGAUAGGUUCUAUAGAUUAAAUUGGGGCAUAUGGAUCAGAACUUUUGCUGGACGUCAUAGAAGCUUGUGGAAAAAGUCUCAGAGAAACAGAUAUAGACUGAGACAGCAUGUUUUUUGUAAUGCAACGCAAUCUACUAUGUUGGACAAAAUGGUAACAAGCUAUUGGAAAAGACCGCACUAUUAUGUAGAUGAUCCUUAUAACCCAUAUCACAAACGCGAAGAGUUUCCUUUCACAAGAACCAAACCAAGACCAUUCUAGAUAAUACAGCUUGUAUAAACUUUGCUGAAAACACCUAUAUUUGGAAAUAAAAGUCUGUUCCCGUGUA